Molecule: messenger RNA, 1566 nt
Organism: Microthlaspi erraticum
Lineage: Eukaryota; Viridiplantae; Streptophyta; Magnoliopsida; Brassicales; Brassicaceae
Source: the annotation of a GenBank genome assembly
AUGCGAGAAGGUCCACGGUCUCUGCUUUGUCUUAUCUUCUUCCUCUUCCUCCUCUUCACUGCCUCGAUCCAACGAAAUCGCGAGCGGCGGCUAUAUGAGAUGUCUGAGAAGAGGGUGGUUCGUCGGAUGAGGCUGAGUCAGAUCGGCUCGGCGAUGAAGAAGCACGUUGCUUCAGAUACUCAGGGAGAAGAGGAAAACUCUUGUAAAGCCAUUGUCGCAGUCAAGGUAGAGAAGGAGGAAGCUGAUAUUCUUCUGACGGAUCUUAUUAAAAUGAGCGGGAUCCAGAAACGGAAACGACUCACUCGAAGUGGGUCUACAGUGGAAAAAUCCAGAAGAUUUGCAGCAAAUAGUGAAAACAGCUCAGGGAAUAAGAAAUCCAAAUUAACGACUCGAUGGAAUAAUGAAAGGAUUGAGUUUGCGGAGAAAACACUGGCUGAGGUAUUGAAGGAGAAAGGUGCUUCUUUUGAGACGCCUGUUUCUCGGCAUGACUUAAGAAGUAUAUCUCGGAGGAAGAUCGGUGAUACGGGGCUUUUGGACCAUCUGUUGAAGCACGUGGAUGGAAAUGUAACGCCAGAUGGUGUUGAUCGGUUUAGGAGGUGUUACAAUACUGAAGGAACCAUGGAGUAUUGGCUAGAGACUGCUGAUUUGGUCAAAAUCAAGCGUGAAUCCGGAAUUCCUGAUCCUAGUUGGGUUCCCCCAUCUUGGUGGAAGAUUCAGAAUGCAACUCAUGAGUCAUCUACAGUCUCCGCAAAGCUUAGGGAAGAACUUGAGCAAAUGAAGAGUGAUAUCAAAGAACUUGUUUCCAAGCAAAAGUUAACAGAUCAUGCUGAUUCAACUGAGAAACUAUUCAAGGAGUUUACGAGUUGGAGGGUAAAUGCCGAUAAGCAAAUUGAGGACUUGAUGAGCUGGAGGGUAACGACUGAUAAGCAAUUUGCGGAGAUCUCAACUUCCUUGACUUCAACACAGUCCAUGUUCAAGGAAGUGAUGUCGUGGAAAGACAAAGUAGAGCAGCAGUUGGUGGGAAUUUCAAACUCGCCGAACAAUCAGCAGGCAAAUGGGAGCACUUCGUUCAGUCCAGCUCCUGAGAGUUGGGAAAACAUAUUCCAGAGUGCCAGCUUGAAUGAUCUUACAGGGAAUGGUUUUGAACCAUGGGAAGACUUUAUUGGUGUUCUACCAGAGGUUGUCAGGCCAGAUACCGACUCGCUUCCACCGAAUGCCCUCAAAAGCUCUUAUCAAGACCAGUUCCGGUUUGAGGAACAGUCAUUGAUCAACACCGAAAUGCAAAGGACAGAGAGCUGCAUCACGAGAGGUGAUUCCAGAAGCUCCAAUCAAGACAAAGCUGACAUUACUCCAGGCUCUUCAAUCACUGUAUGUCCACGACCAGAUAUCGACGACCCAAUUGUCAUUUCUCAGGAAGCAUUGAAGGAGUUGGUGACAUGGAAAGCCAAAGCGGAGCAGCAGAUAAAGGAAAUGGCAAACGCAAUCAGUGCUCUUCAGGGGAAGUCAACCGAAUUGGCUCUAACCGUGGUGACGACAGAAACACAGCAGGCACAGUUCUAUCAGUGA